UCUCUGAUGUUUCUUCUGAAUUACGACGGAUUUAUAUGAAUACAUGUAUUUGAAUAUCAAAUGUUGAAUACAUGUAUAUUAAUUGAAGUACGCUUAAAGUGCUUGGAGGCAGUCGUGCGUUUCACGACCAGCAUAUCAGUAUAAUUACACGCCUAUAAACAGAUGUCAGUUUACAGAUUUCCUGUACACGCGUGUGUUAAGACAUUGACAAAUAACCAGUAACGCAGAACGUACAGACCGCACCGGCUUUAUCGUUGUCAAUCAAAAGGUCGAUGUAUGCCUUUGUGUUGAAAGAGCAUAAACACACUAGGUCGAGACGGCGCUAAGACGCGUUGUAAGGGAGGGGAAAUUAAUGUGGUAAUUUAUAAAUAUGUGUAUGUUGAACGUGUUUGAAUUAUAAAAAAGAAUUAUAUUGUUGUAUAUAUUUUGGUUCGAAUUUAAAGGAUUUGUAAUUAGAACAAUGGCCAGUGCUACAAGUUCGGCUAAAGGUGAAUUCCACAUAGGUGGCAAAUACAGACUUGUGAGAAAAAUUGGAAGUGGAUCUUUUGGAGACAUUUAUUUGGCAAUAAACAUUGCUAACGGGGAGGAAACUGCAGUAAAACUUGAAUCACAGAAAGCCAGACAUCCACAGCUGUUGUAUGAAAGCAAGUUGUACAAAAUCCUUCAGGGAGGUGUUGGAAUACCUCACAUAAGAUGGUAUGGCCAGGAGAAGGAAUACAAUGCAUUGGUCAUGGAUCUGCUGGGACCAAGUCUCGAAGAUCUCUUCAAUUUCUGUUCGCGGAGAUUCUCCAUGAAAACAGUGCUUAUGUUGGCUGAUCAGAUGAUCAACAGGAUAGAAUAUGUACAUAACAAGAACUUCAUCCACAGAGAUAUAAAACCUGACAACUUCCUCAUGGGUAUUGGCCGACACUGCAAUAAAGUAUUUUUGAUAGACUUUGGCCUAGCCAAGAAAUACCGGGACAGUCGCACACGACAGCACAUCCCGUAUCGUGAAGACAAGAACCUCACUGGUACCGCAAGAUAUGCCAGUAUUAACGCUCAUCUUGGCAUUGAACAGAGUCGCCGUGACGACAUGGAAUCUCUUGGUUACGUGCUCAUGUACUUCAACAGGGGCACACUACCCUGGCAAGGACUAAAGGCUGCUACCAAGAAGCAGAAAUAUGAGAAAAUUAGCGAAAAGAAAAUGUCAACACCAGUGGAGGUUUUGUGUAAGGGCUACCCAGCUGAGUUUGCAAUGUACCUGAACUACUGCCGGGGUCUGAGGUUCGAGGAGGCACCAGACUAUAUGUACCUCAGGCAGCUCUUCAGAAUCCUGUUCAGGACCCUCAACUAUCAGUAUGACUACGUUUUCGAUUGGACCAUGCUGAAACAGAAGGCUGCAGGAAGUUCCUCCGCUGCUCACGGUUCUCAGGCGCUUGCCACAGCUGGUGGCGGGGUUUUAUAAGGUCGAUUAUAAGAAUUGGUUCAGGGAUCUCCAAACUUUAGCUGUGAUCACUCAUGAGUGAUUGACUGGUGAUUGAUAAGCGAUUGACAGGGCCUUCUGAUAUUGGCCAAAAAUGUUUGAAUUUGUAAAAAGAGGAAGGUUUUUAAUUUUCAAGUGUCUAAGAGUAAGGAAUGACAUGUUAUUAGGUAUUGGAUGUAUGUAUCAUUCACAUUUAUUUUCACAUGUGUUGUUCAAACAAUUAUCUAAAAAUGUAUAUGUCUGCAUUAUUUAUUGAUGUUUUACAAUGUAUAAUUUUUGUUAUUGUGUAUGGCAUAUAACCGUAUGUUUUUAAAUCACACAGGACUUUUAAAAUGUUUAAGCAUCUGAUAAAGUGCAUUUUAUGAUGGCUUGAUGAUUUUGUUGCAAAUAUAUUGUCAGUAGAAACACAAAAAAAGGUUUAUUAAAUCAGUUAUUAUUACAUCAAGGGGAAGGAGUUAUAAACUUUCACUAAAUUGUGUUGUUUUUCUUAAAAGCUAGUUGUUUAUGUUCAUGUUAAAUAUAUAAGCUUAAAGAUGAAUAGUAUUUUGUUAUUUUCAAACGCUUUAUUGGAGGUAAGAACUUGUAUAUAUUUAAAUAUGUGACAUUCAGUCAAAAAGAACAGUGUUGUUUUGUGUUGAUAUUCCUCAGUAAACAUAUCAAAUAUUUGCUUUCAAAAUUAACAAGUCAUAUUUUAUGUUAUGAUCUGUGCUUCACAUUUGUUUUUAUUUUAUUUUUAUUUCUUUAUUUCACGAAUCAUUUUAAUCAUUUUAACGUUGUAUUAUUAAUUUCUUUAUUUCUAUAGCAUAGACUGCGUAAGGACAUUGAUGAUUUACAGUUCUUUUGCAUUUUAUUUGUUUUGUGGCACCAGCUUUGCUUUGUGCUUGCAAUGUUCUGUAAGUUAAUUUUUAUUUUUAUUUUCAGAGCUUAGCUAUGAUUAUUAAAAUCUCUUAUCUGAAAAUGUGUGACGAUUUAUUUCAAAUAACUACAAAUGAUAUGUUAAAAGUUACUAUAUGUUCUGUUAAAAAUAACCUAUUUGUUUUAAUAGAUUAUCAAUAAAGAUAAGUUCUCAUACAUUAUAAAUAAAGAUAGUCAACUGUUUGUGCUAAGAUAAGCACUUGAUGUGCACUUAAAAUAUUGAAUCUUUAUUUUAUUGUCUUGGAACCUUUUUCCAGAAGCUGCCUUAGUUGAACUUAAGUUAAUAAAAUCUCAAUUUCGAUUUUUUUUUACAUUUAACUAUUGUAUGAACUAGAUUAUAAGAACAUUUGUGAAUCAAAGUACUGCAAAAUGUCUUUUACAUUUUAAUUAAAUAUAAUUUUUCAAGAAUAUGACAACGAGAUAGUAAUGAAUCUGGAAAAUGACACCUGAACAUAAGCAAAGAAGAAAUGUUUCAUUCAAGUAUUAUGUAAAUAGUAUUCUGUUAAAUCUGAUUUUGAAGAAUUAAUGCACCUAUGUUGCAUCGAAUAGUUUUGAAAUGUUAAGUCAAUAAAUAAUAAUAUUUUAUUGCUAUUUUUAGAGGAGCAUUACAAACAAGAUUCAGAAUUCUGUUUUGUCGUUCCACAAUCUAUUACUACAUGCAAAUGCUUGUUUAUUUCUCUUGAAAAUGGUUAUUGUCUUUAGAGAACAUUUAAUAUUAUUUUUAAUGUUUAAAAUGGACCAACCUUGACAAACAAAAAUGAAUUGUUAGAAAAUAACCCAACAUUCAUUUAAGUAAUGCAUGCUCUUCAACAUUCAUUCAAGUAAUACAUGCUCUUUUACUGUGAAGUACUGAUUGUGUAGUAAUAAUUUGGUAUGAAUGGACCAUUAUUUAAAGUUACUGGUUUUAUAAUGCAGAAGAAACCUGUUAAUAAAUAGACUUUAAAGUUUUAUCAGGUCAGCAGAUUUGUUUGUACUUAAGAAGAGUGCACAUCUGAAUCAUGUUUCGUUUAAAGGCUUUAGUAUUUGUUGAUUGAUUGAUUUGGUGGGUCACGACUGUUACAAGACGAUGUUAGGUCAUACAUGUUCAUUACAGAGAGAAUGUCUGUCUGAAAGUACAAACAAAGCAUCACUGCAUCCGUUGCAGUUGGUUUGCUUUGAUGAAUAUUUAUGAGUUCAGGGAGGAAGAUGUCUUUGAAUCAUGACGUACUCUGUGUUGGUCACCUGAUUGUAUUUUAUCAGAAUUUUGAAUGUUGUUUUGUGCACUUUUAUUGUGUAAAUAGUUUGUACAUUGUAUAAAUUGCUGUCAGCCCUAAAUUUAAAACAACAAAUAUAUAAAAUGUGAAUAUGAAA
Dreissena polymorpha is the source of this 3727-nucleotide messenger RNA. Its product is annotated as casein kinase I. Bases 461 to 1444 code for a protein of 327 amino acids. Gene Ontology annotation, cellular component: nucleus; cytoplasm. Gene Ontology annotation, biological process: peptidyl-serine phosphorylation; negative regulation of canonical Wnt signaling pathway; signal transduction. The transcript has 9 exons. The record is from RefSeq and is a predicted model, not a curated record. Lineage: Eukaryota; Metazoa; Mollusca; Bivalvia; Myida; Dreissenidae. Gene Ontology annotation, molecular function: protein serine/threonine kinase activity; ATP binding.